Cyclocybe aegerita is the source of this 780-nucleotide messenger RNA. The record is from the annotation of a GenBank genome assembly. NCBI's taxonomy places the organism in Eukaryota, Fungi, Basidiomycota, Agaricomycetes, Agaricales, Hemipholiotaceae.
AUGACCUCGCAAAAGCCCACCCUCAGCGCUGAGCUCACGCUGACGAAGCUCAUUGAAGCUCUGGAGCUCCUCGGCGUGACUGUUGUUUCCCCCACAGAGCAGAUGAACCGUGAGGGGGUUCAGUCCGCCGCCAUCGCCUCCACCCCUGUUGGUCCUCCUGCCAGCGCCGGCACGCCUGCUGCUCCCAGCGCUCCUGGUGUGGAUGUCGCUUGCAUGAUUGCCCAACUCCAGGCCCUCGGCAUCAACAUUGUCUCACCAAGCGGAGCCCCCGUCUCCAGCAGCAACACAUACACUGCCCCCACCCCUACCGCUGCCACUGGGGCUGGCACUGGUAUCCCAAUGUUUAGCAGGAAUAUAAGGUCUCCUUGGGCCAAUACCGCUCCUGCUGGCGCUGCAGCGGCUGGAGUCUCAGUUGCCACCGUGGUGCCUAUGGUGGCUGUGCCUGCCAUUGGUGACAUGGUGGGCAAAGGAAAGGCGCCCGAGGCUGCUCCUGCGACUGGUUCGAGUGGGUGCACUCCUGUCAAGCCUGGUGACGAGGCCGCAGCAAACGGCUUUGUAUGCACACAUUGUAACACUUAUAAUAUGCUCAAGUCUGCGACCCACAACUGGUAUGCAAUCACUGCCGGCAGGGAGGUCGGAGUUUAUCAAGGGUGGCAUCGUGUUCAACCCCUCAUCAGCGGUGUCCCCCACACGUCGUACCGCAAGUAUGCCUCCCAGGCUGCUGCAACCGAGGCAUUCAAUGAGGCCAUGGAAGCUGGCUUAGUCAUUGUUAUCAACUGA